This is a messenger RNA of Corvus hawaiiensis (hawaiian crow), 4174 nucleotides long. It is a transcript of the gene PXMP4, whose product is annotated as peroxisomal membrane protein 4. Gene Ontology annotation, cellular component: peroxisomal membrane. Lineage: Eukaryota; Metazoa; Chordata; Aves; Passeriformes; Corvidae. The coding region runs from base 21 to 677 and encodes 218 amino acids. The record is from RefSeq and is a predicted model, not a curated record. The transcript has 4 exons.
GCGGCGUGCGGCGUGGGGCCAUGGCGGGCGGUGCCAUGGCGGGCGGUGCGGAGUCGUUCCGCGCUCUGCUCCGCGCCGCCAACGCGCUCCUGCAGAAGCGCCGCUACCAUGCCGCGCUCGCCGUCAUCAAGGGCUUCCGCAACGGCGCUGUUUAUGGAGCCAAAAUCCGUGCCCCGCACGCUCUGGUGAUGACUUUCCUGUUCAAGAAUGGAAGUUUAAGGGAAAAACUGAAAUCCAUUGCCCAGGCUACGUACGCUCAUUCCCGGAACUUGGCGUAUUUUGUGUUCACCUACAAGGGGCUCCUGGCAGCGCAGUCCCGGCUGCAGGGGAAAAAAAUCCCAUUUCAUUCUUUCCUUGCAGCCUGCAUUGGGGGCUGGCUGGUGUUUGGUGACAACAAUCCCAUCAACAGCCAGAUCAUCAUGUACCUGCUGUCCCGGAUCCUGUUCGGUUUGUCUCGGCUGGCUGUGGAAAAGGGCUACAUCCCACAGCCCAAGCAGGAUCCCUUCCCUCUCGUGGCUGCCCUGGUGUGGGGAACAGUCCUGUGGCUCUUUGAAUACCACAAGGAGACUCUGCAGCCCUCCCUGCAGUCCUCCAUGACCUACCUGUACGAGGACAGUGAGGUGUGGCACGACCUGUCUGACUUCCUCAUUUACAACAAAAGGACAGACAGCAAGUAGGUGCUUCACUGUCAAAUGCCUUGGAAUGGGAUGGGACCCCCCAGCAGCUGAGGGAAAAGGUUAUUCUGUUGCUCUUGACCUGUGAUUUUUUUUUUAAUUAACAUUUAUCAAGCAGAGUUGGCUGUUGUCUCCUGGCCAGAAUGUUCUGCUCAGUCUUUUGGCUCCUUUUUUGAACAGCAUGCACCCCAAAGAAACUUGUUGCAGUCUUUUUUAAGAGGCCUUAUUUUCCCUACAAGUGUGGCAUUGGGGUUUGCUUUUUAAAAACUAAAUAUAUUUAUAAAAUGACAGCCUGACACUAAGCGGAGAGUAUGAAAACAUCUUCUAGAGCUCAUCUGAAUGUUCACAAGUGGUUUUUUCUGUGCUGCUGUGCUCACCGUGGUGUGUUCGAGGAGCGAAGGGAGUGGGGAACCUGCUGAGCUCUGAAAGCAGGGCCGUCAUUUCUUGAUUGCUGUGGAUGGCUGGAAAUCCUGUUUAAACUAUUACAAGGACAGUUGUGUGCUCCUUGAGAGAGUUCCUCGAGAGUUUUCCCUCAGGGAGACAAUAAAAUAUGUGAGAAUAAAACUGUUAAGAUUGUCUUGCACAAGCCUGGUAAAUCAGGCUUGGAAAGACCAUUUUUGCUUUGGCAUUUUGGGCUGAAUCUGUGCCUCUGCAAAGUGCACUACUGAAUACUCUGUAAUUCUUUUAAACUUGUUUGUAAAGCUCUUUAAAGGUACUUGAACUUAAUACCAAAAACAGUUACACAACUUGGGCUCCUCCACAGCCAGGCCUUGGAUCUCAUGCUGGGGACUUUGUGUGUCCGAGGGAGCAACAUUUAACAAGCACUUUUAUUUUGGUGGAACAUGGAAAGGGUUUCUCUGAGGUCCAGAAUCUGCCCUUCACACCAGUGGCACGUGUUGGCUGUAACCAGAUUUGAAUCCGAUUUUGUACCUGCGGUUUGUGCAGGCUCGUUGCUGAGCCAGGCUGAGGCCAUGAAUUAAUUUAUUAAUUAUCUUCCUCUCAAAAACUGAGCUGAGCCCCAGCAUAGGGCAGCACACACUGGGCUGUGGCAGAAGAUUGACUAGAUAGCUGAGAAAGCACAAAAACUGGUUUAAUUAAUCAAUUAAUGAACUCACACUCAAUAAUGCAAGGUACAGGGCCAUAUAACACUACACAGUUCACUCAAUGAUGUGCAUUGAAAUAAUUCCUGGUACACUGGUUUGAUGGGGUGAUAUUUCCAAGAGAAUCAUUAAGUUCCCUGUUCCCUUUUGGCUCUGUUGGGACUAUUUGUUCACUUUCCCUGUAUCCACCUGCUUUUUCCUGACCUGCCCAUGUCAUUGCAUAAUCCUGCUGAUGCUCCCUUCAUCUUCUUUUGAGCUUUCUUUACCCUCCAGGCUCUGGCAAUUUCUCCUAUUCAGUGGUACAGCUGGAACAGUACAUUUAACUUCAGGGAGCUUCUGAGUAGAAAAAAAUUCUGAAUUUCUUCUUAAGUCAUUUUUCCUUGUCCUCCUAAACUCCUUUAUUGCUGUUGCACAUAAUCAGAGUGCUUCUCUGCUCUUUAUUUUUCCACUUUUCUUUGUCCAUGUGAAUCCAUGAUGUACAUGGUGCCCAAAAACCAAGACAGUUCUUUGUCAUAAUAACUCUCUAUGAUCCCUUUAACUUCUAAUUUCAUUGCUAACUUCUAAUUAACUGCUAUUACAGUCUGGACUGAAUAAUUGAAUUGGAACAUCCAUCAGUAUUUAAUCAGACCCCAGGAAAGCUGAAAAAUUAGGAAUUGGGUUUGUUUCUUCCAGUUAAAUAUUUUUCUCUGUAUAGAUAAGCAUAAAGAUUCAAUACAGAAAAACUGCUGAAGCUACAGGUGAGAUCUGAUUCCUUUAUAAACAUCUUUAUUUCCACCACUGCUGGGUAUUUGAAGCAUCACAAUUUUUCUGUCAGAAGCCUCAAUAUUGUUCCAAAUAAGAGCACUGGUAUUCUGCUAAUAUUGCUGAAUUCCUACAAGCUUUGAUGGGAUUUCAGAAAAUCCUUCCACAAGCUGACAUCUGUAGCUUGGGAAUUGCUCCCUAAAACUAUUAAACUCAGAAAUCCUUGACCAUGUGUAAUUACUGCAGCGAAGGAUGCUGUGGGCUGGUUCUGUGAGCUGGGUGUCUGUGAGAAGGUUUUGAUCUGUUUAAUUUGUAGCUGGCAUUUCUUUCUCUGAUAAAGCCUUGUGAUUCCCUUAGAUGUGCAAUAAUUUUCCUUUGCUGGGGAUUGUACUGCUGUGGCUGCUGGUGAAGCACUUCUGUGUCCAUGAGAAAGACAAGUGCCCUUUCCUGACCUUUUCACACUGCUCUCUGUCCUCUCUAGAAAAUAAAUCCCAGCCAAAAACCAGUGUCUGGAAUCAGCCUGGCGGCAGUGACCACGACUUAUCCUUGGUUCAAAACGCCCUUUUUCUCUUGGGAAUCUCUCACUUUCUAAGGAAACCCUGCCCAUGCCUCCAACCAUCUGCAGUUGAGCUCCAGGAGGCAGCUGCCAUCCCUGGAAGCUGCAGCUCCUCCCGGGAGCACAGCCUUUGGGACUUUGCUGACGGUUGGUUUUCCCACUGUGCUGGGCCAGGACGUUAAGCUGCAAGUCACUGCUUUCCCCAGGGAAGUAAUUGGGACAGUUCCUUAAUGACAUCAGCCCCCAUGGCUGUUCCUGGGACCAGAUAGCUGGGGAUGAGCCCCUUCUGCUGCCAAGGUGUUGGAACAAUGCAGGCGUGUAGUAGGGAAGUGAACUAGAAGUAAUUUGUCUGAGUCAGACUUUUGGGAUCCGUAAGUGACACUCCCUGCCCUCCCCCAGGGCAUUGUGUGGGGAAUUGAGUGCCCUGUUUGGGUUCCUUUUUUAUUAGCAUUAAAAGCAAAAGAAAUAAAGAGACAGUUGGGAAGCCACCUGCAAAUCGGCCAAGUGCUUAAGAAUCACAAAGAAGGGCCAUUUUCUCCCCCGCAGCCCCGACUGGUUUUGAAUUUUAAGAUGAACAUGGGGUUGUUUGUCUACAGCAACUUUAUUUUCCCUUGUUAUUUCUCCCUUGACACCUGACUGAUGCUGAGUGUCUAAAGAGGAGCAGAGUGUCUCAGUCUUAGCUCAGUUUGUCAAAAGAGAGGAUCACUGGAUAAAAUUGAGGUGUUUAAAAUGAUGCUUCUCCCUCAGAUUUUAAGCCUCUCUUAGAGGCAGUUUUAAAGGUUAAUGAAUCAAACUGAUCAAAAGUUUUCAGCAAUUCUGAGCUUUUCAAGCAGCCUGACUAUCCUGGGCUAUUAAUCAUUUAUUUUAUGAAGGAACAAAGCAGGCUCAGGGUUAUUUACUGCCGCUGCCUGCUGCCCUGGCAUACCCACUGUGCUUCCCUUCCCUUUGGAGGACAGCUUGUGUGCUGGGGCUGGCUCUGGGGAUGGCUGGAGAACCCUUUCCGGGACAAUUGCAUUAUUUAACAAAGGUGAAAAUUAGACAGCUGCCUGACAUUUGGGUUAGAGGAGGUUUUCUGUGCCGUGUUGGAUGCUGGCAGUGAAGGA